Tympanuchus pallidicinctus (lesser prairie-chicken) is the source of this 905-nucleotide messenger RNA. RefSeq names its product calcitonin related polypeptide alpha (gene CALCA). The record is from RefSeq and is a predicted model, not a curated record. The transcript has 4 exons. Bases 115 to 531 code for a protein of 138 amino acids. Gene Ontology annotation, molecular function: calcitonin receptor binding; hormone activity. Gene Ontology annotation, cellular component: extracellular region. NCBI's taxonomy places the organism in Eukaryota, Metazoa, Chordata, Aves, Galliformes, Phasianidae.
UGCUGCGGCGCUCCCGGCUCUCUCGUGUCAUUACGCUGACGUGCGGGGUGGUAACGCGUUAGUUCUGUGGGUGGGUGUGUGGAGAAAGAAAGCGAGCGGAGCAGAGAGGAAAUCAUGGUUAUGCUGAAGAUUUCAUCUUUCCUUGCUGUUUAUGCCUUGGUUGUGUGCCAGAUGGACAGCUUCCAGGCAGCUCCAGUCAGACCUGGCUUGGAGUCCAUAACAGAUCGAGUGACGCUCAGUGAUUACGAAGCUCGGAGAUUAUUAAAUGCACUGGUGAAAGAAUUCAUACAGAUGACAGCAGAGGAGCUGGAGCAAGCCUCUGAGGGGAACAGCCUGGAUAGACCUAUUUCCAAACGCUGUGCCAGUCUGAGUACUUGUGUGCUGGGCAAACUGUCUCAAGAGUUGCACAAAUUGCAAACUUACCCUCGUACUGACGUCGGGGCUGGAACUCCUGGCAAGAAAAGAAAUGUGCUGAAUGACCUGGAACACGAACGCUAUGCAAACUAUGGGGAAACCCUAGGAAACAACUAGGCGUGCUUAUUUCUACCCUUCUUCCCUUCCCCUCCCCCCCUUUUUUUUUUUUUUUUUAAAUCUGAUGCAUGUGGAUCUAACUUUGAUUGCUAACUCUGCUGUGUUCUUUUGAUUCUGUUUUUGACAGAGAAUGUUUGAGGUGGACCUAAUGUUAGCAAGACAGAACAUAACACACACAUCAAGCUAGGGGAAAAAUAAAUAAAAAUAGACAGCGCUGCCUCAAUUUCAAGUGAUUUUCUUAGGUAUUAGGUAUUAGGUCUUAGGUAUAACAAAUCUAGAAAAGGCUCUUCAUUUCUGGCUACUAAAUGUACAAGUAGACUCUUUUUUUUCUGUGCCUGCCCACGCACUUGUUCAAUAAACCUAUUUUUCUAUAA